GUUUGUAAAGAUAUUUCCUUGGAAAAUUGGUGCUUGUGGUUGUCUCUCCUUCUAUAUCUCUCCUUAUCUCAUACUCUGUCUCAUAACUAAUAGGUUCAAGCUAUUUCCUCUCUUUUUUAAAUUCUUUGCUGUCUUGAUAGUAUAAGCAGAAUCAACUAAAAUGGCAGCAACGGGUGCAUCUAUCUUUCAAAUUUCGACGCAACCUCGUGUCUUCACGAGGCCAAUUACUACUGCUAAUAUUAAUAAUGCUAGUCCAUCCGUCUCGAACACUCUUGCUAGUUCUUUCAUCGGCUCUUCUUUGCGACGGAGCACGACUAAGAAGAAUAGAACAGUUAAGAUUAGUAGGAAAGUGAUUGCUGCAGCUGCUGUUGCUGUUGCCACUCCUUCAAUGGAGGAAGUUAAGGAGUAUGCACGUCCUACAUGGGCCAUGUUUGAACUUGGAAGUGCCCCCGUCUUCUGGAAAACCAUGAACGGCCUUCCUCCAUCUUCUGGGGCAAACCUAAAGCUUUUCUACAAUCCAGCUGCAAACAAGCUUGUUCCAAACGAAGAAUUUGGGAUUGCUUUUAAUGGAGGUUUUAAUCAGCCCAUCAUGUGUGGUGGUGAGCCAAGGGCAAUGCUGAGGAAAGUUAGAGGGAAGGCUGAUCCACCAUUUUACACCAUCCAUAUAUGCGUUCCUAAGCAUGCUGUGAACAUGAUAUUCUCGUUCACAAAUGGAGUUGACUGGGAUGGUCCUUACAGGCUGCAGUUUCAAGUUCACAAUGGCUGGCGAAACAAGCCCAUCGAAUUCUUUAACGAGGGCCUGGCAGAAGAGUUGAGUAAAGAAGGUGCGUGCGAAAAAGCAAUUUUUCCGGAUACAGAUAUCAUUGUUACAAGAUGUGCUAUGAUCGGCAACUUAUCCAUUGAGGGGGGUGAUCGUUGCGAUCUUGAUCUAGUCUCAGGAUGCAUGGAUCCUAGCUCGCAUUUAUAUAACCCCCUUGCCAAUGUGGAUGAUGGAUCCUGCCCAAUUGAUUCUGACAUGGAAGAUUAGCAGUAGCCUGGCAAUACCCCUUUGAUGUUGAUGUAAAUACCAUAUACAUUUACUGUAUACCUAAGGCCUUCCUCAUACAUAAUGGAAAUAUACUAAUGAAAUUACUACUUGCUCAAGUAAAGAUGCUUGCUUUGAGCGAGGUCUAUAUGAAACAUCUCCAGUUCCCUUGAUGA
Populus euphratica (Euphrates poplar) is the source of this 1200-nucleotide messenger RNA. RefSeq names its product post-illumination chlorophyll fluorescence increase (gene PIFI). The transcript is spliced from 8 exons. Bases 161 to 1027 code for a protein of 288 amino acids. Gene Ontology annotation, biological process: chlororespiration. Lineage: Eukaryota; Viridiplantae; Streptophyta; Magnoliopsida; Malpighiales; Salicaceae. The record is from RefSeq and is a predicted model, not a curated record. Gene Ontology annotation, cellular component: thylakoid; chloroplast stroma.